CAUUUUUAGCAUAUGAGACAUUUGCACAUGGACUUAGGAAGUGUACAACAGCCAAGAAAAUGAUUGUUUUUCUCUUUGUUAUCUCAACAAAUAUACAUGCAACAACCUGCAGCGAAUCAUCAAAACUGGUGAUUGGACAGGUUGGGGACACUGUUACUCUUCCGUGCAAAUAUGACAUUAUCACUAAUGGCCUAUUGAACGUUUGCUGGGGGAGACAUCAGUCGUUGUUCGGCUGCGAGAACACUGUUAUCUCCUCCGAUGGCUUGCAAGUGACUUACAGAGAGUCGCGUAGAUUCAGCUUGGCCAGUGGACUGAAGCGAGGGGAUGUUUCACUUACCAUAAAUGCUACUCAAAAGAGGGAUGCUGGGAUGUACGUGUGCCGUAUCGAGAUCCCUGGACUUUUUAAUGACAUUAGCUACAAUAUCUAUCUGUUUAUCAGCAGUGGCCUGGAUCCAAAGAGAGUCAUCUCAGAAACACAACUGGUUCCUGCAACAGCAAAUCAGGAAAAGCAAGAAGCUACUGAGAUCUACAUGGAGGAAGUCAUCGCAGCACACCACAAUGAGAAUUCAAUGGAAACAUUUGUCAUAAAUACUAUAAGAGUGGGAGCCAUUGUCUUCAUCCCGGGUUUAAUCAUCGCACUUCUGUUCAGACUGCGGCGCCCCAGAGAACACACCAGCUGCAUGAGAAUAUAAAACCUAACGCUCUCCCUGGCCCAACAACCACAUUAAAAAUAUGGUGUGAUAGUUCACUAUGGUCACUAUGACUGUGUAAAAAAACCACAUGCAUGGUAACGUGUUUUUUCUUCUUCUUCUUUCUUGCGGUUUGUUCUCAGUGCCCAAUAUUUAUAUGGUCAGCUAUUAAUCAGCUUGUUUAUUAGUUGUUAGUUGUAACAGGUUAACCUAUGAAAUGUUUGUUAUCAGUAUCUUCACUUGUAAAGAAAGUCCUUUAGUAAAAAAGCUUCUAAACUCUAACGUCAUGCAUCUCUUUCUGUAUCUGGAAACGCAAUUCGAUUAAUCACACAAUAGCGGCCUCUAGUGUUCAAUGGGGACGCACAGAAAUGUCGACCUAAAAGUUUUAAUAAUGUACAAAAACUUAAUAAACAAAAGCUAAAGCUCGCA
Messenger RNA from Puntigrus tetrazona (Sumatra barb), 1118 nucleotides. It is a transcript of the gene havcr2, whose product is annotated as hepatitis A virus cellular receptor 2. The coding region runs from base 60 to 692 and encodes 210 amino acids. NCBI's taxonomy places the organism in Eukaryota, Metazoa, Chordata, Actinopteri, Cypriniformes, Cyprinidae. The transcript has 6 exons. The record is from RefSeq and is a predicted model, not a curated record.